GAUGUAAUCGUUGGAACUUUAUAAGCAACGUGGGAUUCCGCUUUUAUUUAUAAUUUUUUGGUGCUGAACGCACUAUAAAGGUUUUGCUUCUGCAUCUGUUUCACAGUGUGCAGAAGAUCAAAUUCCAUGGAUAGCAAAAUGAAGCAGCAGUUACAGAUAAUGCCGUUGCUAUGCUUGGCAUUUGCAUGGGUGGAGGCAGAGACUGUUCUGUACAAAGAUCCAGCUCAGCCUGUAAAUGCUCGGGUGGACGACUUGCUGAGGCGAAUGACUCUAGAAGAGAAGAUCGGACAGAUGACCCAGAUUGAAAGAGAGGUCGCUUCUGCAGAUGUCAUGAAACAAUACUACAUUGGGAGUGUACUUAGUGGUGGAGGAAGUGUGCCUGCACCUAAGGCAAGUGCCGCAGCGUGGGUUAAUAUGGUAAACGAGCUUCAGAAGGGUGCCAUGUCAACUAGGUUGCAGAUCCCAAUGAUAUAUGGCAUCGAUGCUGUCCAUGGCCAUAACAAUGUCUAUGGGGCUACUAUAUUUCCCCACAAUGUUGGCCUCGGAGCAACCAGGGAUCCUAAUCUGGUGAAAAGAAUCGGUGCUGCUACAGCCCUAGAAGUUCGAGCCACCGGCAUUCCUUAUACGUUUGCUCCUUGCGUUGCUGUCUGCAGAGAUCCUAGAUGGGGGCGCUGCUAUGAGAGCUACAGCGAGGAUCCAGCCAUUGUGAAAGGCAUGACAGAAAUCAUCUUUGGUCUGCAGGGCACACCUCCUGCUAAUGCUACCAAGGGCGUUCCCUUUGUAGCAGGACAGUCAAAUGUUGCAGCUUGUGCCAAACACUUUGUGGGAGAUGGGGGUACAACCAAUGGUAUCAAUGAAAACAACACUGUAAUCAGUUACAAGGGUUUAGUUGGUAUCCACAUGGUUCCCUAUUUUGAUGCAAUUGUCAAAGGGGUCUCGACCAUCAUGGUUUCAUAUUCCAGCUGGAAUGGAGAGAAAAUGCAUGCUAACCGCUUCCUUGUUUCUCAUGUUUUAAAGAAGCAACUUCGUUUCAAGGGCUUUGUUAUUUCAGAUUGGCAAGGAAUUGACAGAAUAACUACCCCGGCCGGUGCUAAUUAUUCUCUUUCUGUCUUAGAAGGUGUAGGUGCAGGAAUUGACAUGGUAAUGGUUCCCUUCAAUUUUACAGACUUCAUUAAUGAUCUCACUUACCAAGUUAAGGGAGGUUUCAUCUCCAUGAAUAGAAUAAAUGAUGCAGUGCGGAGAAUUUUGAGGGUAAAAUUUAUCAUGGGCCUGUUUGAGCAUCCUAUGGCUGACUUGACCCUAGCCAACCAACUAGGUAGCAAGGAGCACAGGGAUUUGGCAAGAGAAGCUGUCAGGAAGUCAUUGGUACUGUUGAAAAAUGGGAAAGCAGGGAGUCACCCUUUGCUUCCUUUGGAUAAGAAGGCUCCCAAGAUUCUUGUUGCAGGGACUCAUGCUGACAAUCUUGGUUAUCAGUGUGGUGGAUGGACAAUUCAGUGGCAAGGGUUAAGUGGUAACACAACUAUAGGAACCACAAUUCUCGAAGCAAUCAAAUCUGCUGUUAGUCCCUCUACCGAGGUUGUUUAUGAGCAAAGUCCGGAUGCAAACUAUGUCAAAGGAAAAGAUUUUUCAUAUGCCAUUGUGGUUGUCGGUGAACAACCAUAUGCAGAAACUUUUGGAGAUAGUUUGAAUUUGACAAUUCCCUUAGAUGGAGGCAAUACUGUCAACAAUGUCUGUGCUUCCUUGAAAUGCCUUGUAAUCUUGAUAUCUGGAAGACCACUUGUAGUGGAGCCAUUCGUUCCAGUGAUGGAUGCCUUUGUUGCAGCAUGGCUUCCCGGCACUGAGGGUCAAGGUGUGACUGAUGCAAUUUUUGGUGAUUAUGCUUUUCAAGGAAAGCUGUCAAGGACAUGGUUUAAGAAUGUUGAUCAGUUACCCAUGAAUGUGGGAGACAAGCACUAUGAUCCCUUAUAUCCAUUGGGUUUUGGAUUGACUACCACCGUAUCUGAAAAUCUGAGGACUUCAUUUGCUGUUCUAUCCAAGGGGACGACUCCUUGCGUUCUUGCCAUGAUAAUUAGCCUCUGCUUGCACAUAUUUAUGAUGUGAAACAACACUUCAUGCCUAAAUCUAGCUCGUUGCUGUUUCCAGUUUUGCAUUGAGUUUGACACUCUAUAGAUCAUUCCAACAUUUUGUAAUAUAUAUACGAGUUGAGAUAACACAGCCAAGGGGAUGUGGAACAGUGUAAUUAACUCAGGAUUGACAAAAGAAGUAUUCUCAUGCUACUUGGAAUAAACUUAUGGCUCUUGCAUUUCGUCUUC
Messenger RNA from Cryptomeria japonica (Japanese cedar), 2312 nucleotides. RefSeq lists its product as uncharacterized. Bases 127 to 2100 code for a protein of 657 amino acids. The transcript has 10 exons. NCBI's taxonomy places the organism in Eukaryota, Viridiplantae, Streptophyta, Pinopsida, Cupressales, Cupressaceae. Gene Ontology annotation, molecular function: beta-glucosidase activity. The record is from RefSeq and is a predicted model, not a curated record. Gene Ontology annotation, biological process: glucan catabolic process.